Messenger RNA from Didymosphaeria variabile, 960 nucleotides. RefSeq lists its product as uncharacterized. Lineage: Eukaryota; Fungi; Ascomycota; Dothideomycetes; Pleosporales; Didymosphaeriaceae. The record is from RefSeq and is a predicted model, not a curated record. The transcript is spliced from 2 exons. The coding region runs from base 1 to 960 and encodes 319 amino acids.
AUGGCUUCAUCUAGUUCUCCUACUUUCCUUGGCCUCCCGCGAGAGGUACGCAACAAGAUCUAUCGCGCAGCGCUGUGCACAUUCGAGCCUCGACCGUCCACGAUUUACCCACCACCAGAUGUGAGCGUCGCUCCUACCUUCAUGAACGAACUUGCCAUCGUCGAACAUGACAUUGAUACCUCCAUCCUCCUUGUUUCAAAGCAGAUUCAUCAAGAAGCAUACGACGUUAUGGUCAAGAAAAACCGAUUCGUUCGCGUCACAACAUCUGGCGGGUUUCCUCUACGACUUCUUCUCAAUCACCUUCGCGUCCCGGUAGUCACUGAAGUCAAAGAGAGCGUCGAUAACUUCCAAGGCUACGUGCUGUCAGUGACCUUGACAUUUCCAAAGGAGGUGGGUCAGGCGUUCCAGGACACGCCGUUCUCAGUGGAGCCGUGCAGCUUGAUGUUGCUCAGCCGUGACAUGGAUGUUUUGUGCGACGUCUUGAUGGAUGGAGAUACACAUCUACCGGGCUUUGGCACAAAUGUGGCCAUCAAGAUUGCGGUGGCCCCAGGCAGUAUUCUGUCCUCUUCGUCUUAUAAGGACCCGAUAUCAGACUUUUUCUCUGAAAAAACUCAGCAGAUCCGGGGUCUUGUCUUCCGCUCCAUCGCCGAAGCUGUCGAGGAGGAGUUGGCUCAAGACACUGCGUCGGAUCCGGAAGCUGUCUUAUCUAAGUUUCAGAGCUUGAAGGACGAAGGUCAAAGCCUUUUUAGGUCGAAACAAACAGAGGCCGCGAACUUGAAAUGGAUGGACGCUGCGCUUGAGAUCGAGCAACUGCACGAGAGCAGCUCAUGGCCAGUGCUUACUGGAAAGAGUGGUGAAACUCUUUUUGCUCGCCUGGCCGAGCUCUAUUUCUUGAUGAAGCUCAAUAUUUCUCAUAUCAACCUGGCGAACAUGGAGAAGGGAUACGUUAUGCAGAUGUGA